AUGGGUUUCUCAGUAAGGUCUGCCAUGACGGCAGUCCUGGGGUUGUCUGCAGCAGUGGCUUCCGCUGCAUCUCCCAGCAGGCACGUGGCGAGGGACGACACGGCCUGCAACAACUCGCCAGAUCUUUGCUCGAGGGCGUACAACAAGAUCACGCAUAUGGGGGCCCACGACAGCGCUUUUCUCCGCGACGCGUCGACUGGCAACUCGAUCGCGGGCAACCAGUUCUACAACGCGACCGUGGCACUCUCGGCCGGCCUGAGGUUGCUGCAGGGCCAGGUCCACAACGUCAGCGGCGUCCUGCGGCUCUGCCACUCGGACUGCUCGCUGCUCGACGCCGGACCGCUGCAGGACUGGCUCGCCAAGGUCAAGGGCUGGAUGGACGACCACCCAAACGACGUCGUCACCGUGCUGCUGGUCAACUCGGACAACAUGGACGUCGCAAAGUUCGGCGCCGCCUUUGAGGCCUCGGGCAUAUCAAAGUACGGCUACAAGCCCUCGUCCACCACGGCCCCGACCGGUGACUGGCCGACCCUCAAGACCAUGAUCGACGCCGGCACGCGCCUCGUGUCCUUCAUCGCCUCCAUCGACGCGAGCUCCACCUACCCGUACCUGCUCUCCGAAUUCUCGUAUGUCUUCGAGACCGAGUACAUGGUCACGACGGCGACGGGCUUCAACUGCACCCGGGGCAGGCCCACGGCCGCCGGCACCGCUGCCAACGCCAUCUCCAAGAACUACAUCCCGCUCAUGAACCACUUCAAGUACGACAGCCUGACCAGCAGCAUCCAGAUCCCCGCCGUCGGCGACAUCGACACCACCAACUCGCCCGACACCACCAAGACAGGAGCCCUGGGCCUGCACGCCGAAACGUGCAAGGAGGAGUGGGGCAUCGUCCCCGUCCUGGUCCUCGUCGACUUUUGGGACAAGGGGCCGUCCAUCCAGGUCGCUGACGCCAUGAACGCCAUCAACGCGACCGGGAGGAGCCAGCCGUCGUCUACGAGCUCGACUGGCGGCAACAAGGGCACCACCACCGGCCGGAGUGAUGGGAGUAGCACCAAGGAGCCCAGGCUGGGCUUGGGCACGGGUGCCCUAGUGGCUUUCAUGGCCGCUGCCGUGCUCAUGUUUUGA
Molecule: messenger RNA, 1125 nt
Organism: Pyricularia grisea
Lineage: Eukaryota; Fungi; Ascomycota; Sordariomycetes; Magnaporthales; Pyriculariaceae
Exons: 1
Coding region: 1-1125 (374 amino acids)
Biological process (GO): lipid metabolic process
Molecular function (GO): phosphoric diester hydrolase activity
Source: RefSeq, a predicted model, not a curated record